AUGCACUGGAUUAUAAGAAAAACCCUCGAGAAGGGCAGUUUUGGGUUUGUCUCCAAGGCCACAACCCACCACCAUCAUUCAACCGGCGGCCAUCAUCAUCAUCUGCCGCCUUUGAUCGCCGUCAAGUCUUCCACACGUUCAGACUUCGCAUCACUCGUGAAGGAGAAACAACUACUCGACAAAUUCCAGGGAUGCCCUUCCAUCCUCACCUGCCUUGGAGACGACAUCACCACUGAAAACGGCCAAAAACUGUACAACAUACUUCUCGAGUACACCUUCGAUGGCUGCUUGGCCGACCGCAUCAUCCCCGCCAAAGGCCUCCCCGAGAAAGUUGUCGGCCGCUGUGCAAACUCCAUAUUGGCGGCCCUUUUUCACAUCCACAGGCUAGGUUAUGUUCACUGCGACGUCAAGCCACACAACGUGCUUCUCGUCGGCAAUAACUACGAAAAUGCCAAGCUCGUUGAUUUCGGAAGCUACAAGAGUCGCAAUAAGGAGUUCUUCACAUGCCCACGGGAAAUGGUUUUCGACAAAAGAGCAGAGGCAAAGGAUGUGCUGUUCAAGAUUGGGUGUAGUGAUCAGAUUCCGGUGAUCCCACCUGGCAACAAGAUUUCAAAGGAGGCUAGACUUUAUAAGCAAGUUUUUGGUGAAGGAUCCAACGACUAG
Striga asiatica is the source of this 663-nucleotide messenger RNA. Lineage: Eukaryota; Viridiplantae; Streptophyta; Magnoliopsida; Lamiales; Orobanchaceae. The record is from the annotation of a GenBank genome assembly.